UUCUCCAUCCCACUCAUUCGUUUCUUUCUCUUGUUUACAAAAAUGGAAAAAAAUAGAGGCACAUCAUUCAACGAACAAAAAGAUGAGUUGUUAUGUCAUGUCUACUUAGAAAUUCCACAGGAUCCCAUUGCUAGUAUUAAUCAAACUCUUAAGAAACUAUGGAAAAAAAUAGAAAAAACUUACAAUGAAAAAAAAAACAGAGAGUUGGGAAAUUAGAAGUCAUAGGUCUUUAGAAAGUAGGAUGGGUAUUAUUUUGUAUGCUGUUAGAAACUUGAAAAGGUGUGUGAUUCAAGUGCAAAAUAUGCUUCCAAGUGGCGCAUCCGAUCAAGACAUUAUGGAAAACGCAAAAAAUUUAUUGAUGCAAGACCCAAAACUAAAAAAAGGUUUUAAAUUUGAUCAAGUGUGGCUUUUAAUGAAAGAUAUUCCAAAGUUUUCAGAUAAUGUCAAUAUCGGUAUUCCGGAUAUUGAGAGUGAUACUGUCGGCUCUCCAGCAUCACAAUCUCCUGGAAUUUCUUCAUUCUCAAUCAAUUUAAGCAGUCACGAUGGUGGUUCAAAUUCGUCACAACGUCCUAUUGGACCGAAGAAAGCAAAACUUAAAAGAAAACUUUCUGAAGGUAAUACUUCAUCUAUGGAUAAUGUGGUUUCAGUAAAUGAACAAAAUUCUAGAUUUCUUGAAAGAAAGUGGAUCAUCUAGAGAAAAAAACUUAUGAGAUGGUUCAGUUACACAUGCAAAAUCAAGCAAAAAAAUUAGCUAUGAAAGAAAUGGAGGCUGAAAAUAAAAUCAGUUGAAAAAUUUAAACUCCAUUGAUGAUAUUAACACUCGCCAGUUUAUCCGAUCUGAACAAGCAAGAAUCAUGCAAAAAAGAACUCAACAACAAAAAACAGAAGAGAAUGCUCGAAAUUUAUAUCGAGAAU
Brassica oleracea var. oleracea is the source of this 915-nucleotide messenger RNA. RefSeq lists its product as uncharacterized. NCBI's taxonomy places the organism in Eukaryota, Viridiplantae, Streptophyta, Magnoliopsida, Brassicales, Brassicaceae. The record is from RefSeq and is a predicted model, not a curated record. The transcript has 2 exons. The coding region runs from base 43 to 216 and encodes 57 amino acids.